Messenger RNA from Rhineura floridana, 1527 nucleotides. RefSeq names its product peroxisomal biogenesis factor 2 (gene PEX2). The transcript has 4 exons. Gene Ontology annotation, molecular function: zinc ion binding. Gene Ontology annotation, cellular component: peroxisomal membrane. The record is from RefSeq and is a predicted model, not a curated record. The coding region runs from base 375 to 1292 and encodes 305 amino acids. Lineage: Eukaryota; Metazoa; Chordata; Lepidosauria; Squamata; Rhineuridae. Gene Ontology annotation, biological process: protein import into peroxisome matrix.
GGAACAAAAUCGCCCUGCAAAGUUCCAGUCCUUAUAUCUCUUUUCUUAGGAGCGUUUACCGGGGGAUUUACUUCCGAGUGUAUCCAAGUGUCACCUUACAGACCGAUCCUGUGCAUGCUUACUUGGAAGCAGAUCCCAAUUGAGUUCCAAAGAGCGUGUACAGGAUUGCAUUUAUUUCCCUUCCUGAUAGAAGCCUUCAGAAUUACAGUAUUUAAGGCUCAGAGCAGAUUGAUCGACCUCUGCCGUUUACCUGUGUAAAGAGCUGAGGGGUACACGGUUCUCUCCUCUGAGGAAUGCUGUAAAAUUGGCCAGAUUGAGAGCUGAGGCAGAGAAGGUAACUUACCUCAGCCCUGUCUAAAAGCCGUGUGGUCACAAUGGCAACCAGGGACAACAAUAGCAAGAAAGUGACUCCUGUGCUCAGAAUAAGUCAGCUUGAUGCCCUUGAACUAAACAAAGCCUUGGAACAGCUGGUUUGGUCCCAGUUUACUCGCUGUUUUCAUGGAUUUAAACCUGGAAUAUUGGCUCACUUUGAACCAGAGCUUAAAGCUUUUCUGUGGCUUUUUUUGUGGAGAUACACCAUCUAUUCAAAGAAUGCAACAGUGGGACAAACUAUUCUGAACAUUCAGUACAAGAAUGACUUAUCCCAGAUGCAGAAAUACCAGACAUUGAGCAAGCAACAGAAAUUAUGGUAUCUUAUUUGUACUGUUGGUGGGAAAUGGUUGGAAGAAAGGUGUUAUGAUUUAUUUAGCAAUCGUCCAUUGGAGUUGUUCCAGAGGACAAAGUACGUUAUUAACUUAGUAGUUGGAGUCCUCAGACUUUGUGAAUUGCUGAACUUCUUAAUUUUUCUUCAGAAGGGAAAGUUUGCUACACUUACUGAACGUAUUUUAGGAAUCAGUUCAGUGUUCUGCCAGCCACAGAAUGUCCGUCAAAUUGGAUUUGAGUACAUGAACAGGGAACUCCUGUGGCAUGGAUUUGCUGAAUUUCUAAUUUUUCUUUUGCCACUUAUUAACAUACAAAAACUCAAACUUAAAGUCUCUUCUUGGUCUCUACCUAUUUCAGGAUGUCCCAGAAAUGAAAAUAAUUCAGUAGCAUGUUAUAAGGAAUGUUCUCUGUGUGGGCAAUGGCCCAUUAUGCCUCACACCAUCGGAUGUUCACAUGUUUUUUGUUACUAUUGUAUUAAAAGCAACUACUUAUUUGAUUUGUAUUUUACUUGUCCUAAAUGUGGCACAGAGGUGCAAGAUCUGCAGCCAUUAAAAUAUAAGAUAGAAAUGAAAGAGGUAGAUACACAAUAAGCUUGUUAAAGUUUUCAUCAAAUCCAUAAUUAAGUAUAACUUGUGCAAUCUAUGGAACUACUGUAUCCUGAUACAUAAAUUCUGUUUUACCUCUAGUAGUUUCAACCUUUCUGUAAUAGUGAAUUCUCUCUUAGCUGUUGCUACUUUUUAGGUUGUGUAACUUUACUGUAAAAUGAUCAACAGCUAUAAAGAGAUCAGGUUUUUUUAAAAAAUUGCAAACUCAAUAAAAGUGUAC